AUGAUUAGCUUAUAUAAAUAGAACGAAAACGUCAUUUCAUCAGCGAAGUUACAAAGAAAUAUAAACUGCCUUCUGACGAUAUGGCUUUUACACUCACGAAAUCAUUUCAACGACUUGGAUAUAGAUCUGUUAUAGAUUGCAAAACGUGCUUUUAUCCCGUUUUGAAAAAUGGAUUUUCCAGAUAUCUGACCACAACUGAAGACAUAAAGCAUAGCAAUUUAAAAGUGACUAGAUGUACAACGCCAAGUAAGAAACCAUCCAACAUUGGCAAUAUAGAGUUUGGGUCUGUGUUUACUGAUCAUAUGUUGACUAUACCGUGGACGGAAACUUAUGGUUGGGGCGUACCUGAAAUCAAACCUUAUGGUAAUUUAUCAUUAAAUCCAGCUGCAAAAGUUUUACAUUAUGCUCUAGAGGGUUUUGAGGGCAUGAAAGCAUAUUUUGGCUCAUAUGAUGGCCAGAUAAGAUUAUUUCGACCCAUGGAGAAUGUGAAGAGGUUACAAAGAACAGCAGAAAGACUGUGUCUACCUAGCUUUGAUGGCGAGGAAUUUCUAAAAUGCAUCGUCGAGUUGGUAAAACUCGAUAAAGACUGGGUUCCAAAAGAAGAAAACUGUUCCAUGUACAUAAGACCAACAUUUAUUGGAACUGGGCCAACACUUGGUGUUAACAAACCAAAAGAAGCGUUGCUAUACUGCAUUUUAUCUCCUGUUGGUCCAUAUUUCAAAACAGGCUCGUUUAAUCCAGUCACUUUAAUGGCCGAUGCGAAAUACGUUCGUUCUUGGCAUGGUGGCUGUGGAGACUGCAAGAUGGGAGGAAAUUAUGCUCCGUCGUUAUACGUCCAAGACAAAGCACAUAAGAAAAAAUGUGAGCAGGUUCUCUGGCUUUAUGGUGAAGAUGAACAAAUAACUGAAGUUGGCACCAUGAAUAUAUCUUUUAUUGAAAAUGAAAAUGGCGAAGAUGAACUGAUCUCUCCUCCUUUGGACGGUCUAAUAUUACCUGGAGUGACACGAAAGUCGAUGAUUGAACUGGCGCACAAGUGGGGUGAAUUUAAAGUAUCGGAAAGGCUAUUUACGAUGAAAGAAUUGAAGAAAUGUCUCAAGGAGAAUAGAGUGAAAGAAAUAUUUGGCGCUGGUACGGCUUGCGUCGUAUGUCCUGUCAAAGAUAUACUUUAUAAAGAUGAGAUGCUUCAUAUACCAACAAUGGAAAAUGGUCCAAAGAUCGCCAGACGGUUUUACAAGGAACUUACUGAUAUUCAGUAUGGAAAAGUUUCCAGUCCAUGGGCAAAUGUUGUAAAUGAUUCAUCUGAUGAGAACGAAAAUUUACAAGCUAUGAGUCUAAAUUAGUUGUUGUUUCUAGUUCAUAGAAACCUUUUUCGUCAUAUGGACACUAAGAAGCUAAAUAUAACCCAUUUGUAGAAAACCUCAAUAAUAAAUAUUUGAUUGACAGAAAGAA
Xenia sp. Carnegie-2017 is the source of this 1449-nucleotide messenger RNA. Its product is annotated as branched-chain-amino-acid aminotransferase, cytosolic-like. Gene Ontology annotation, biological process: L-valine biosynthetic process; L-leucine biosynthetic process. Gene Ontology annotation, molecular function: branched-chain-amino-acid:2-oxoglutarate transaminase activity. The record is from RefSeq and is a predicted model, not a curated record. Lineage: Eukaryota; Metazoa; Cnidaria; Anthozoa; Malacalcyonacea; Xeniidae. Gene Ontology annotation, cellular component: mitochondrion.